GUAGAAAGAAUUGAGCUUCUAGCCACGGGCCCAUUGAUGCUCAUCCAAACGCGCCAACUUUGUGACACGGCAACUAGCAGAAAGCGCUUUGAUUCCAUCUUUUCUGAGUUGCAGCCAGAGGAGCAGGAAAGCGAAUGUUCCAAAACUGAAAUCAUACGCAUACCGUCAUCCUAUCACAUAUUGAAAGAGGAACAUACGCUGCCAGCGCUCGGACCAUUCGAUGUGCUAAUUAGAACAGCAUCUGUUGCACUCACUGGCUCCGAUUUACAUGUGUUUGAGAAUGCCAAUAGUGAUAUUGCGGGCAUGACUCUGGGCCAUGAUGCCACCGGGUAUGUGGAUCGCGUUGGGAGCAGUGUCCAUCAUUUGCAUGUGGGUGAUCGUGUUGUCAUGGAGUCGGCGCUAUCCUGUGGCAUUUGUGAUUAUUGCAAACGGGGCCUCUAUAAUAUCUGCGCCGAUUUGAUCUAUAACGGUUUCUUGGCCAGCUAUCAAACGCAUCCGGCUGAUCUGUGUCAUCGCCUGCCCGACUCCAUUGGCAUGGAUGAGGGCACACUCGCCCAAACGCUUGCGAUGGGCUGUCAGGCCUGCUUCAAGGCGGACAUCUCGCCCACGAGCAAUGUGCUAAUUAUUGGCACCACUCCAACGGCCGUUUCGGCCGCGAUGUGCGCGAUGGCAAUCGGUGCUAAAAAGGUGACCAUCGCUGGCACCAUGGACAGCGCGCUGGAGAUGAUCGACAGAGAAUUGGGCUAUCAUACCAUACAUUAUGAUGCAAAUGCACUGUUUGGUGAAGUCCUCGAGGCGGUCUACUGCAAGUUCCAAGAAUGGCCUAAUUGUGCCAUCAACUGUGCAAUCACACCGAUGACCAUGAAUCUCGCCGUCAUGGCACUGCAGCCAUGUAGUGUCUGUGUCCUGGCCGAGUGCGAGUCGGAGUGUGCCAGCUUCAAUGCACUCGAUAUACUCAUGAAAAAUAUUCGUCUCGUGCCAAGUUUUCGUUCAGCCAAUAUGUAUCCAACGGCAUUACAACUUAUGAAAUCUGGUCGAGCGCCGAUGCACAAAUUUAUUGGCCAAGUAUUCGCAUGGGGCAAUGUGGAGGAAGCCUUCCAGUGUGCGCUGCACGAGUCCAAUGUUGGCUUGCGCAAGGUUAUCGUUAAUGGCAAAUCAAGUAACAUUGGUCUUCAAGCCAGAAAAAGAUCUCAUCGAUUUCAAGACUAACAUUUACCGAAUAAUCAAAAUAUUUGUUGUUCACUUGAGUAGCUUUAUGCCAAAUAUGAGAAAAAACACAUUGGCAGUGUUCUUAAUAAACCAAAAACUU
This is a messenger RNA of Drosophila grimshawi, 1309 nucleotides long. RefSeq names its product L-idonate 5-dehydrogenase. Gene Ontology annotation, biological process: D-sorbitol catabolic process. The coding region runs from base 37 to 1209 and encodes 390 amino acids. The transcript has 3 exons. Lineage: Eukaryota; Metazoa; Arthropoda; Insecta; Diptera; Drosophilidae. Gene Ontology annotation, molecular function: L-iditol 2-dehydrogenase (NAD+) activity. The record is from RefSeq and is a predicted model, not a curated record.